This is a messenger RNA of Echinococcus granulosus, 2799 nucleotides long. RefSeq names its product DNA replication licensing factor mcm2. The record is from RefSeq and is a predicted model, not a curated record. Gene Ontology annotation, molecular function: ATP binding; 3'-5' DNA helicase activity; single-stranded DNA binding. Gene Ontology annotation, biological process: mitotic DNA replication initiation; DNA replication; double-strand break repair via break-induced replication. Gene Ontology annotation, cellular component: MCM complex; nucleus. The transcript is spliced from 10 exons. Lineage: Eukaryota; Metazoa; Platyhelminthes; Cestoda; Cyclophyllidea; Taeniidae. Bases 1 to 2799 code for a protein of 932 amino acids.
AUGUCGGUAUCGUCUCAGGACAAUCCAUCAUCUCAGAGGAAUCUCCGUCGAGAUCGUGACAAUGGAUCAUAUGUGGAAGAUCAACAAUUUGAAGAUGAGUCCGCUGCCAUCCUCGGUGAUGAAGAUGAUGUUCAGGAAGAAAGCGAAGGUGAAGACCUUUUCCGUGAUGACAUGGAACGAGACUAUCGACCCAUUCCUGAACUUGAUGUCUACGAGCCUGAGGGUUUAGCUAGCACAGAUGACUUUUCAAGCAUGUCACCAACGACCCGAGCUGAGGCUGAACGUGCGAUGCGAGAACGUGAUCGUGCCGAAGCACUGGCAACAGGACUUCUUCGUCGCGGCUUAGUUGCCGAUUUGUACGGUAUUGACGAGGAGGAAGGAGAGGUUCCAGCUAGACGUCGUCGCCUUGCCGAACGGGUUGCUGCCGGUCUUGAAAUGGAGCCUUCUGGUGACUUCGGUGAGGCCCUAGAAAGCAUCGAAAACCUGGAGGACAUGCAUGGAAUGACCGUAAAUGAGUGGGUUCAACAACCAGCCACGCGCCAGGAGAUAAAAAAUCGUUUUAAGUCGUUUCUACGCACCUUCCUCGAUGAACAUGGCGUUAGUGUGUACGCUGAACGUAUCAUUCAGAUGGCUCGUGAAAACAGGCAAUGCCUCUCCGUGGAUUACCAGCACUUAGCUGCUGCUGAACAGGUGCUUGCUUACUUCCUUCCCGAGGCUCCUUUCCAUGUAUUGGAGAUCUUCAAUGAGGGUGCUUUGGAAGUUACUCUUGCUAGGUAUCCUCGAUAUGACAGAAUAAGCAACCAUGUUAAUGUCCGUAUUGUUGAUCUUCCGUUAAUCGAGGACCUGAGGAGUCUUCGUCAUCUUCACCUAAGCCAGCUGGUGCGUACUAGUGGAGUGGUAACCAGCGCAACUAGCGUUAUGCCACAGCUCAGUGUGGUGCGGUACAACUGUGUAAAGUGUUCUUGUGUUCUCGGUCCAUUCGUGCAAACACAAAUUUCAAGUGAAAUUAAGCCUACUCUCUGCUCAGAGUGUCAGUCAACCGGACCUUUUGAAAUCAACCUUGAAAAGACUGUUUACAAGAACUACCAAAGGAUAACCAUUCAAGAAAGUCCUGGAAAAGUACCCCCUGGACGGCUUCCCCGCUCCAAAGAUGCUAUCCUCCUCGACGACUUGGUCGACAGCUGUAAACCUGGCGAUGAAAUCGAGCUCACUGGCAUUUAUACAAACAACUAUAGCUGCUCGUUAAACGUGCAAACGGGCUUCCCCGUGUUUUCCACCGUUAUUCACGCUAACAAUGUCAUUCGCAAGGAGGAUAAACUCGUCCUUGGAAAUCUCACCGACGAGGACGUGAAGACCAUCACAAAGUUGUCUCGAGACGAGAGAAUUGCUGAGCGCAUUUUUGCCUCCAUUGCACCGAGCAUCUACGGUCACGACGAUAUUAAACGAGGCAUUGCACUCGCCCUCUUCGGCGGCGAGGCGAAGAACCCCGGUGAGAAGCAUAAGAUUCGUGGCGAUAUUAAUGUUCUCCUCUGUGGUGAUCCUGGUACUGCGAAAUCCCAGUUUCUCAAAUAUGUGGAACAGCUUGCGCCUCGGUGUGUCUUCACCACCGGCCAGGGUGCUAGUGCCGUUGGUUUAACCGCCUAUGUUACUCGGAAUCCCAUGUCAAAGGAGUGGACCCUUGAGGCUGGCGCUCUGGUUCUCUCUGAUAAGGGUGUCUGUCUUAUUGACGAAUUUGAUAAGAUGAAUGACCAGGAUCGAACAUCUAUUCAUGAGGCAAUGGAGCAGCAGAGCAUCUCCAUCAGCAAAGCGGGUAUCGUGACGAGUCUUCAGGCGCGCUGUUCCGUCAUUGCGGCGGCUAACCCCAUUGGAGGACGUUACGACCCGAGUCUGACGUUCUCUGAUAACGUGGAUCUAAGUGAGCCCAUUCUGAGUCGUUUCGACGUGCUCUGUGUGGUGCGGGACACUGUUGACUCAGUGCAGGAUGAGAUGCUGGCCAAAUUUGUGGUGGGCAGUCACAUGCGACAUCAUCCCAACCUGAGUUCUGAGGAGUCAGAAGCACUAGUGGCUCAGCUUGCCAGCUUGGGGGCGACCACGGGAAGUGCCGAUGCCAGUGUCGGUGAUUACGAGCCUCUACCACAGGACCUGUUAAAGAAGUACAUAAUGUACGCGAAGGAUCGUGUGCACCCCAAGUUGAACCAGAUGGACCAGGAUAAAGUGGCAAAGGCUUACGCCGAUCUGCGUCGGGAGUCGAUGGCUACUGGAAGCAUUCCCAUCACUGUGCGCCAUAUUGAGUCGGUGGUGCGUCUCUCUGAAGCCCAUGCGCGCAUGCACCUUCGCGAGUAUGUGAAUGAGGAUGAUGUCAAUAUGGCUCUCCGCAUGGUUCUCGAGUCAUUUGUCUCCACGCAGAAGUACGGUAUCAUGAAGACUAUGCGUCAGGUUAGUGGCUCUCCUCCCCCCUUCCCCCACCCAAAUUCGAAUGUUGAGCCCAACCAUUUGGUUCGGGCUAUGACCCCAGGGACAUUGUUUGGAAGUCUGAAGUUUUCGCGUUUUCUGAGUUACCGUCGCGACAAUCAAGAGUUGUUGCUGUUCCUGCUGAAGCAGUUAGUGCACGAGCACUCGGCGUUUGAGCGUUCGCGUCAGGCGGCUACGGCGGGAGUGGAGAUACCGGAGCAGGAGUUCGUGGAGCGCGCGCGUCAGGUGAAUAUUUCCUCGGUGCGCGCCUUUCUAACCAGCGAGCUCUUCACCACCCACCGCUUCACGUACGACGCUGGGCGCAGGUUGAUCAUCCACAACCUCUAG